AUGCUAAUUGAUGCAGAUAAAGAAGAUACACGAGAUGGUGAUUUAACCGUUAUUGGACGUCAUAUUAAGAUUCCCAGCAGAACUCCAGCAGAGAUUACUUAUGGUGAUACGUUUUCAGACCGUGACGAUUCUGAAAAUGAUUUAUCUUUGUCCGUGUUGGCAAAAAGAAUACGCAAUGCCAAUGAAUGCUUGCCAGAAGAUUUGGAUCAACAGAUAUCUUCUACUUCUUGCUCCACUCCAUCUAUAAGCUGUUCAACGAGGAACGUCACUCUUAGUGUUAGCAAAACCCAACGGAAUACGUGGCGCAACAGGCACAAUCCAAGUGAAUUUACACAGUUGCAGGAUCGUGAGGGCCCAAAAAAUCAACAGUCACCUUUGUACUACUAUAAGUGUAUGGUGAAUGAUGAAGUAAUCGAAAUUUUUGUACAUUACUCUAAUCUUUACGCAAGUCAAAGGAAUGUCAUCGCUAAUAUAACUACUUCAGAAAUGAAGUGUUUUUGGGUAUACUUUUAUACAGCGGUUAUGUCGUGGUACUGCGCAGUAAAGAAACGCCAAAAGCCCUCUGAAGAGCUGAAACGGGCUCAGAUAAGAAAGAAAUUAGCCAUGGCUGCUUAUUUUGAAGCCAAAACUGAAGUAGUUAAGCUUGAAAAAAUAAAACUACAAUUAGAAGCCGAAGAAUUAAAUAAGUGA
Molecule: messenger RNA, 690 nt
Organism: Parnassius apollo (apollo)
Lineage: Eukaryota; Metazoa; Arthropoda; Insecta; Lepidoptera; Papilionidae
Source: the annotation of a GenBank genome assembly